GCAAACAAAUUAAAAUUCAUAUUGAUAUAAUCAAUCACAUUUCAUUUCAAUUUAGUUACAUUCGGUCGUUCUGCGAUCUGAUUAAUCGCACUGUUACAUUCAAAAAUCCAUAUCGGAGAUUUAUUGAAUUUUACUUUAAUUUUCAGUUUACUUAAUAUUGUGUUUGAAAUCAUAUAUAGUUUGUGCGCGAAUUAUCGAUUUCUGUCUCGAUUCCUUAUAAUAAAAGUGUGCAAACCGGCAAGAAGUGUAAUUUCACGUAUAUAUCUUGAAUACAAGUUAUUUCAAUAAAAUAUAAUAAAUAUGUGGCAUAAAAUUAUAUACAUUUGUAUCAUUACUUUGGUGACGUACAUUUUGAAGCAACUGUUUUCAGAAACGCCAAAUUUUAUAAAAUUUAAAUCUAAAUUUUUCAUUUUCUACAUUUGGAGUUCUAUAAUUGCUAUUGUGUUGCUACCGUUCUUCGUGUUUAAUCCUAAAAAUGUGAAAAACUCAUUAUUUGCGUCGCAAAUAGUGAAACAUAUAACUAAAGUAUUAGAAAUCAAAUGGCACUUGCGGAAUGGUAAAGUACUUGCCGAGGACCGCGGAGCUGUUGUUGUGUCUAAUCACCAAUCUACUAUUGAUAUUUUAGGUAUGUUUAACAUAUGGCAUGUAGCAGAUAAAGUCGCAGCUAUAGCAAGGAAAGAGAUAUUUUAUGUCUGGCCAUUUGGACUAGCAGCAUAUCUUGGAGGAGUUGUCUUCAUUGACAGAAAUAACUCUAAGGAAGCAUACAAACAACUGAAAGUGACUUCAGAGGUUAUGAUAAAAAAUAAGACAAAAAUCUGGCUAUUCCCUGAAGGAACAAGGAAUAAAGACUUCACAAAAUUGUUGCCAUUCAAGAAAGGAGCAUUCAACAUUGCAGUUGCGGCACAAGUGCCUAUCAUACCUGUUGUCUACUCACCUUAUUAUUUCAUAAACAGAGACAAAAACAUGUUUAACAAAGGUCAUGUCGUUAUCCAAUGCCUGGAACCCGUGCCGACAGAAGGUUUGACCAUGGAUGACGUGCCAGAUUUAAUAAACCGUGUCCGUAACACAAUGGACGCCGUGUACAAAGAACUCUCAAAGGAAGUGUUAAGUGCGUUGCCACCAAACUACCCGCUUGCGACAGUAGACUAAAUCAAUCUACUGCGGCAUGUACAGAGUUUGCCAUCCUUUAUAGUUGGCAGCACUUAUUAACUAUUGUACUUUAUCUCAUUGGUGUAUCUUAAUUGUGGUAUUAUGUAAGCGUACACCGUGAUUCUAUUAAGACUUAUGUCUGAUUAAUUCAGACAACAUGCAUUCAUAUCUGUGAUUGUACCAAAAUUUUAUUACAGAAUGUUCUAUAUUUUAUUAGAAUUGUUCUGAAACAAUUGGAUCAGUAAUUGUUUUUUUUUUAAAUCAUAUUCAAAUUUUCACAUUGCCAUUAUUUAAUUAGUUUUUAUAGGUAGAAAUAAUUAAUUAUUAAGAUGAACAUAAUGUCAAACAAAAGUCGAUAUUCGUUAGGAAACAGUGACAAUUUGUUGUCGAGAAAGAAAACAACCAUGUUCACAGUACUUAGGUAAAUGCGUGUGCGCAAUAAUUUGUGCCGCAUAACAAUCUUUUCAUUACGACACAACUCGCCCAGUUUCUAGUUUGUAUACAACGGGUGCACUAUUGUUUAUAACUUGAAAUUGCGUUGUGCUUGCUUGGAGCUGAAUAACAAAUACUUGAUAACGCAUGCUGCGUUUAAAUGCAAUCGACUUUUUACGUUAGCGUGCGUGACAUUAAGUACUAUGACGGCAUAAUUAAUUGGGAAACAAGUGUAACAGGGAUGACUAAUACCUCAACUGUGACAAAGUAGUUAACGUAUUUUCUUUCUUGUCACAGAAUUACACCUUUUAUGGUUUAAGUAACAGACUAGAGAAAUAUAGUAGAAAGUUUUUUCUUGUCUAUUUAUACCUACAUUACAUGCCAAAAUUGUUGUAAGAU
Achroia grisella is the source of this 1980-nucleotide messenger RNA. Its product is annotated as 1-acyl-sn-glycerol-3-phosphate acyltransferase alpha-like. The transcript is spliced from 5 exons. Gene Ontology annotation, molecular function: 1-acylglycerol-3-phosphate O-acyltransferase activity. Bases 301 to 1149 code for a protein of 282 amino acids. Gene Ontology annotation, cellular component: membrane; endoplasmic reticulum. The record is from RefSeq and is a predicted model, not a curated record. Gene Ontology annotation, biological process: phosphatidic acid biosynthetic process. Lineage: Eukaryota; Metazoa; Arthropoda; Insecta; Lepidoptera; Pyralidae.